ACCAGUUUUGCCCCUUCCGUAAUUGAAUUAUGUAAACAAAUACAAAAUGGAACAGAUGGAAUAAUUGAAGGGCAAUGAUGGGCACAAAAAGAUCAUUAGCAUUUGAUUAUAAAUGGAAUAACCAGGGAAAUCACUGCUCAUUUGUGUAGGCGACCCGUUGGAAUCCAUAUCAUUUCCAUCGAAAAUGCAGACGGAAAUUUUACAGUUUUACAGAAACAAAUCGGUUUUUGUAACCGGAGGCACUGGAUUUCUCGGAAAAGUGAUCAUUGAAAAACUGUUGCGUUCGACUGACGUAAGGCGAGUGUAUCUAUUGAUAAGGCCCAAAAAGAAUGACACUGUGGAAAGACGAUUUCAUGCCUGGAAAGAUGAGCAGGUUUUUGAGACCCUACUCAAGGCUAAGCCAGAGGCCCUGAACUUGGUGACACCCAUUGCAGGAGACUGCAGCGAACCUGGUCUGGGCCUCAGCGAUGAGGAUCGCCGGACAGUGACCGCCGAUGUGCAGGUGAUCAUCCACAGUGCCGCCUCCAUUCGCUUCGUUGAGCCGCUCCACAGGGCUGUUAACAUUAAUACGCGGGCCACGCGCCUAUUGAUUCAGCUGGCCAAGGAGAUGAAGGGCUUAGAAGCCUUCGUGCACAUCUCCACGGCCUUCUCCAACUGCCCCUCGCAGCACAUUGAGGAGCGUUUCUAUCCGGAGCACCUGUCGUGCCCGGCGGCCAAGGUGCUCGAACUUAACGACACUUUGAGCCCAGACCUGGUGGACAACAUGGCUCCGGCUCUGAUGGGAAAGUUCCCGAACACCUAUACAUAUACCAAGGCAUUGGCCGAGCAGGUCAUCCAGAUGGAGGGCCAGGACCUACCUAUCUGCAUUUUUCGUCCGGCGAUAAUUUUGGCAAAUUUCAAGGAACCGAUGUCAGGAUGGAUUGACAACCUUCACGGAAUCGUAGCCUUGAUAUACGGCAAUGCCCAUGGGAUCCUUCGCCUGUUAUAUGUCAAUCCUAAGUCGCAUGCUAUAGUAGUUCCUGGCGACUAUUGUGCCAACGUUGCUCUGGCUUCCGGAUGGCAGGUGGCAAAGAAUUCUGCAUCGCCAUCGUCCUGUCAGUUGCCGGUAAAGAAGCCGCCGCCCAUUUUUACCCUCGCCACAACCCAAUCAAAUCCAGUUACCUACGGGGAUGGGGUCGGGUUGGGCAUCUGUCAUAACAAUAAGAUUCCGGUGACCAAAACGAUUUGGUAUCCAUUUGCCCACUUCACCACCAGCCUUUGGUUGUUCAAGCUCGGCUGUAUAUUUUAUCAUCUGAUACCGGGUUACUUCUUUGAUCUCCUCCUGCGCAUUCAAGGCAAAAAGCCCAUUCUGAUUAAGACUUAUCAAAAGAUCCACGAGGCACUAUUGCUUCUAUUUCCCUUUAACGAAGUAACGUACGUGAUGGAUAUGAAGAAUACAAACCAGCUAUGGAAUUCCAUGUCGCCGGAGGACAAAGGAAUAUUUCCCUUCGACAUGGCCAAUCUUAACUGGGAUGAGUACUUCGUUCGCAUCUUGACCGGCAUGCGGGUGUUCCUUUUCAAGGAAUCCUGGGACACCUUGGAAUACGCCAAAAAGCGUUUGUUCAGGUUUUACCUACUGCAUCGAUGCCUUCAACUUGCACUGUGCAUGGUUAUUGGAAAGUUUGUGUGGAUAUUGUACAGUCUACUUGCCAAUACAUACUUUAAGAGCAUCGAGGUUACCCUGACGUCUCCGGUGAUCGAUUUUCCAAGUAUUUGAUCCUAAUGAGCUUCUGAAAGUCAAGGAUCUGCUUUUAGUACAAUUUAUAUUGUUGCCGAAAAUUACCAAAAAUAAACUCCUACUGCGAUAUAACAUUCUUUAA
Drosophila erecta is the source of this 1859-nucleotide messenger RNA. Its product is annotated as fatty acyl-CoA reductase wat. The coding region runs from base 185 to 1756 and encodes 523 amino acids. The record is from RefSeq and is a predicted model, not a curated record. NCBI's taxonomy places the organism in Eukaryota, Metazoa, Arthropoda, Insecta, Diptera, Drosophilidae. The transcript has 5 exons. Gene Ontology annotation, molecular function: alcohol-forming very long-chain fatty acyl-CoA reductase (NADP+) activity. Gene Ontology annotation, biological process: long-chain fatty-acyl-CoA metabolic process. Gene Ontology annotation, cellular component: peroxisome.